Molecule: messenger RNA, 1904 nt
Organism: Haliaeetus leucocephalus (bald eagle)
Lineage: Eukaryota; Metazoa; Chordata; Aves; Accipitriformes; Accipitridae
Gene: SEC22A
Product: SEC22 vesicle trafficking protein homolog A (S. cerevisiae)
Exons: 8
Coding region: 433-1359 (308 amino acids)
Biological process (GO): endoplasmic reticulum to Golgi vesicle-mediated transport
Source: RefSeq, a predicted model, not a curated record
UGUGAAGUCCGUAGCCGCCUUGCCUCUUCCCGCUCCGGCUGCCGUUGCGAACAGUGCAAACGAUCGUCGGGAAGCCGCCGUGUACGUAGGUGGUAGGUGGAAGGGUCACGUUCCCAAACUGGGGUGCAGGUUGUUCCGUUCCCUGAGUUUGAGUCGGAGUCUUGAUGCUGUUUCCAGGAUAUCUCAACGUGAACUUUAACUGUCAAGAUCAUUUGAACAGUGAACAGAACAAUAUUUUUCCUUCUGAGAGCUGGCUACGGGAUUCUGAGUUUCUCCUGCAGUGCUGUCCUAUUUGCUACCUUUUCCUAAAACAGGACAUGGAGUUAUGUUCCUUUCUUCAUGUUAGGUGCUAAUGAAGUUACUCGCUUCAUCAGAGGAAAUGCAGAUCCAUGAAAUUACAUUUUGUGCAGGUUGUCGUUAACUCUGUUGGCAAUGUCUAUGAUUUUAUCUGCCUCUGUGGUCCGUGUGAGGGAUGGACUCCCACUGUCUGCAUCUACUGAUUAUGACCAGAGCACGGGAAUGCAAGAAUGUAGAAAAUACUUUAAAAUGCUCUCAAAGAAACUUUCUCAGCUUCCCGAUAGAUGUACUCUGAAAACUGGGCAGUAUAACAUAAACUUUAUAAGUUCUCUGGGAGUAAGCUAUAUGAUGUUGUGCACUGAAAAUUAUCCCAGUGUCCUGGCUUUCUGCUUCCUGGAUGAGCUUCAGAAAGAGUUCAUCACUACCUACAAUAUGAUGAAGACAAAUACUGCUGUCAGACCGUACUGUUUUAUAGAGUUUGAUAAUUUCAUUCAGAGGACCAAACAGAGAUAUAACAACACACGUUCUUUGUCAACAAAGAUGAAUCUUGCUGACAUGCAGACAGAAAUCAAACUGAGACCACCUUAUCAAAUUUCUGUGUCAGAACUUGGUUCAGCUAAUGGGUUUGCACAUUUAUCUGUGGCGGAAUAUAAGGGUACUGGUAAGAUAUCUGCAGCUCCUCAUCAGCGUCUGGAACCUGUCACUCUGCCAGGGAUUGUCUCAUUUGUGCUUAGUCUGUUAUGUGGGGCUUUGAAUUUAAUUCGUGGCUUUCAUGCCAUAGAAAGUCUUCUCCAGAAUGAAGGUGAAGAUUUCAGCUAUGUUAUCGCAUUUUUUCUUGGAACAGCUGCCUGUUUGUACCAGUGUUACCUGUUUGUAUACUACACGGGCUGGAGGAAUGCCAAAUCCUUCCUGACUUUUGGGUUAAUUUGUCUGUGUAAUAUGUAUCUGUAUGAACUGCGCAACCUGUGGCAGCUCUUCUUUCAUGUGACUGUGGGAGCGUUUUCUACCUUACAAAUUCGACUGCGACAACCACAGGGAAAGUCCCCUGAUUACAAUGUCUGACAAGUCCUGGAACAUUUAGAGGCAGUCUUGUUCCAACAGCUAUUCACUCUCAGGAAUGUAAAGCUGUUCUCCAAAAGAAGCUGUCUGGAUGGGGCUUUUUUUUUUUUUUGUUUUGUUUUUUUUUUUUUUAAAUAAAGCAGUGUAAGAUGCCUGUGGACAUUUUUCACUUGAUGGUUAAACUUUUUUUUUUUUUAAAUGGAGGACACAAAAGAAUAUGGGAGGAAAUGGGUUAUAUCAAUGCAGUGAAAUGUAUAUAGGGACACCAAGUUUGGGGAAUUUCACUGGUGGCAUAAAAAAGCUUCAUUCAAAAGUAUGUUAAUGGAAGGAAUGUAUACAGUACGUGUUCUGCAUAUCAUGCAAGCUUUUCACUUCCAAAAUCAGUUUUGCCUUUGUGAGGCAGUAGGGGAUAGGCUAAAUAAAUAAUAAUAAUGCUAUUGCAUAUUAGCAAACUAGAUUUGGAAAAUGUAAGAUACUAAAUUUUGGAAUGUUUUGUUUCACAUUGACAUAUAUGUGAAUGUUUUCUUAAUUAAAAUGUAACCUGGAAA